AUGCGCAUGCUGGAAUCCCAGUACCAUGUGAUCAUGGCUCUCCAGCAUCCAGUGGGGACUGCAUUACGAAUGUUGCCUGAGAAAGCGCAGAGCGACGACGAGGAUACGGGCCCGGACGUGGCCGUAACCGUCGACGCCGGCCGGGAUGGAUUCAUGGACGAAUUCUUUGCCCAG
This is a messenger RNA of Darwinula stevensoni, 174 nucleotides long. The record is from the annotation of a GenBank genome assembly. Lineage: Eukaryota; Metazoa; Arthropoda; Ostracoda; Podocopida; Darwinulidae.